AUGUUCAAUACUGCCUUCUCUCUUGAUAUAUAUCCAGGUAAUUUACAAGCACCUUGUGGUUUUGACAAAUUUAGCUAUUCCUGGCGAUCACGUCUUGGUACUGUAUUUCAUGAAUCUCACGGUAAACAUUAUACGAAUGGUGGAUAUAAAAAGGAUGAUGUCAUCGGCUGUUUAAUACACUUGCCGUCAACAGUUGGCCCUUUCACACCGAUAGAAAAUCAAGCUUCAAAAUCUUCCACACCUCAAUUGAUGAAUACAUUUUCUCCCAUGAUGGAUGACGUUCAUUCUAGCAUAAGUGGUACGCUGAACUCAACAGAUUCAAGGAAAUGUAAUAAUAAUUCACAUGCACCUACUUUUCUUCCUGAAACUUACAAAGACCGUGUAAGUGACUUGAUAGAUUUACCAAAUUAUGUCUUUAAAAAAAUCAAUUUUGAAAGUUUCGUUGGUGUAUGUGGUGAAUUCACUUUGAGCCGAAAUCGUGUGGCUGAAUGCAAUCCGAUUUAUCUGUCCAGCUACAGGCACAGGCAGCGCAAAUUAUGA
Molecule: messenger RNA, 540 nt
Organism: Trichobilharzia regenti
Lineage: Eukaryota; Metazoa; Platyhelminthes; Trematoda; Strigeidida; Schistosomatidae
Source: the annotation of a GenBank genome assembly